GGACGGCGAGGGCCCGGCUUCCCGGUGCGUUUGGGUUCACAUAUUUCGGAGUCGGUCCCGGCCUGUGGUCUCCCGGCCCUCGAGCCUUCACGGCGUUAUCUUCCUGCUUCACGCCGUCCCUGGGCACCCCUCCCACCCGCGCCGCGGGUGUCCAGGGACUUGGGCGUGUGCGCCUCGCCCCCGCAGCCUGGCUCGGCUCGGCCCGUAGAGGCGCGGAGUGUGUCCCUGGCUCUGUGAUUGCGCAGACCCCGCCGCCCUCCUGAGAUCCCCUCCCGUGCAGCCCCGCAUGUAGUGAGAGGACCCAGGAAGGGCACCGUCUUCAGUGCGGGCUUUGGGGAGCGGGAUUUAGGACGGAAGAUCGCGGGGAGUCACAGAGUAGGUCCCCUCCCCCACGCGAGGAUGGGGGGGGCCUUGUGGAGGCCGUGACUGCGGAAGGGAGGCCAGGAUAGCGGCAGACGAGGGAGAGAGGGGGAGCAGGAGAAAGAGAAUGGCGGAGGAAAGAUCAGUGAGAGGGUCCGUAAAUUAGAGACGACAAGAUAGAGGAUGCGGGAGGGACUUGCAAUGAGGCCGAAAGAGCGGAAGAGGAGAACUCGGGAAAGUCGCAAGCGGAGAAGAGGAAAGAGCGAAAUGUGGAGGAAGGGGAGGCGAUCCAGGAGAAGGGGAGCGGACUAGUAGGGGCCCUUGGUUAACAGAAGUGGGGCAACAAGGGCGAGGCACUUCACGCAGGCAGUGGGAAGGAGAAAAUGGUUGUGGGCCGGCGAUGCGGGGACAGAGAGAGGCGGUAGGGAUGACAGCCAAGAGAGAAACAGCUGUGCGAGAGCUUAGCCAGAGGGGUGCCAGUGAGUUGGGGCAGAGGGAACGCAACCGGGAGAGCAGAAGGGACACAGAUGGGGACUGGGGGAGAGAAAGAGGCCGAAAUAGAUGGAGAUGGGAACAGUCUGAAAGCUUGGGCAGGAAGAGUUAAAGAAGGUGAAAUAGGUUUCAAGAGUUCCCCGGAAAGUGCAGGUGUAGGGAAGGGAAGAGAGAAACGGGGAGAAAGCAAGGGAGGAGACGGAGGAAUGACAGGAAAGGAGAAACAAUGGAGAGAAUCAGGAAAGAGACGUGAGCAGAUUAAUAGAAAUCCUUCGGUGGGAGAAAGAAGGGGAACCCAGAUCUGGGGACUGCUGACAUUCGGGGACGUGGCCAUAGAAUUCUCCCAGGAGGAGUGGCGAUGCCUGAGCCACAUGCAGCGGGAACUGUACAGGGACGUGAUGCUGGAGAACUACGGACACCUCCUGUUCUUGGGUCUCAUUGUGUCAAACCCAGACCUGGUCAUCUUUUUGGAGCAAAAGAGGGAGCUCUGGGAUGUGAGGAGAAAAGAGACAGUGUACAUCCACCCAGGUCUUGCUGCAUCUAAGCCAGACCUUUUUGGAGCAGAAGAAAAAGUCCUGGGAUGUGAAGUGAAGGCGGACAGUAGCUGUACAACCAGGUCUUGCUGUUUCUAGACUGAAUCGGGUCACCUGGUUUGGAAAAGAAAAGAGCCCUAGGACAUAAAGAGAAAGACAGUAGACACACCACCAGCUAUGAUUUCUCCUGGAAUCCUUCUGAGCAAGAAGUCCAGAGGACAAA
Messenger RNA from Ailuropoda melanoleuca (giant panda), 1608 nucleotides. Its product is annotated as zinc finger protein 568-like. Gene Ontology annotation, biological process: regulation of DNA-templated transcription. Bases 888 to 1484 code for a protein of 198 amino acids. The transcript is spliced from 6 exons. Lineage: Eukaryota; Metazoa; Chordata; Mammalia; Carnivora; Ursidae. The record is from RefSeq and is a predicted model, not a curated record.